AUGCAAAGAGUUCCUUACACUAGUGUUGUAGGGAGCAUGAAGUACAUUAUGGUCUGCACAUGCCCAGAUCUAUGCCAUGGAGUAAGUGUGGUGAGCAGGUAUAUGGGAAAUCCAUGGAGAGGGCAUUGGGAGGUUGUUAAAUGGAUGAUGAGAUUUAUAAAGGGGACAUCUAACAUUGGGUUACUCUAUGGUUUAAGUUCAAACAGACAAGAAGUACAUGGUUAUGUCGAUUCAGAUUAUGCAAGGGAUGUGGACACUAGGAGAUCUCAAAUUGGUUUUGUGUUUCAGAUUAAUAACUACACCAUCAGCUGGAAAGCAAAUCUACGGUCAAUUGUAACUUUGUCCACAACCGAAGCCGAAUAUAUAGCUUGUACAGAAGUUGUCAAGGAAGCUUUAUGGUUAAAAGGCUUAACAAGGGCACUUGAAGGGAAGAUUAAGCUGGAAAAGGUAUCAACCGAAGAGAACCCUUCUGCUAUGCUCACCAAAGCAUUACCAAUAGCAAAGUUCAGACAUUGUCUGAAUUUGCUCAUGGCCACCGUUGAAUGA
This is a messenger RNA of Humulus lupulus (European hop), 546 nucleotides long. RefSeq names its product secreted RxLR effector protein 161-like. Bases 1 to 546 code for a protein of 181 amino acids. The record is from RefSeq and is a predicted model, not a curated record. Lineage: Eukaryota; Viridiplantae; Streptophyta; Magnoliopsida; Rosales; Cannabaceae. The transcript is spliced from 2 exons.